Molecule: messenger RNA, 1691 nt
Organism: Ceratitis capitata (Mediterranean fruit fly)
Lineage: Eukaryota; Metazoa; Arthropoda; Insecta; Diptera; Tephritidae
Gene: Tektin-A
Product: tektin-4
Exons: 7
Coding region: 89-1612 (507 amino acids)
Biological process (GO): cilium assembly; cilium movement involved in cell motility
Cellular component (GO): microtubule cytoskeleton; nucleus
Source: RefSeq, a predicted model, not a curated record
UCGAUAAAAAUUGGAAUUGUUUCAUUGUAUUUUUUUAUGUGAAAUUCAGUAUAAACGAACAUAUUUGUAUUAAAAAUUUAAUUCUUUAAUGGAAGGCGACAAUUGUAAUAUCCAAUAUAUGGAGCCGGUGGCGAGCAAUCUUACCACAAACAAUGAGUGCGACCCAAUGAAAGCAGAUUUACAACUACCAGAAAGCAAAGAGUUGAACGUCGCUCUUGUAAUCAACCCGAAGGCUGAUGAGUUCGAUAACCCACCAUGCUAUCUUCCACAACCGGGCGAUGAACUCCCUUCUAAGGAUUUACUUAAACCCAUGGGACCUGUAGGACCAUGGGCUACAGGAAAAGUGGAUUGGAGCCCCAUGGCUGGUCUAACGGGCACACGCCCAGUCGUAGACCGUUAUUCAAUAACCCGCUUUAGUCCUAAUGAAUGGCGCGCAAAGAAUAAAGAGACUUUACAAAAAACCAACGAUAUUUUCGAUAGAGCUAUUAAAAAUCAAUACAGCUCGAAAACAACCUUCAUGCGACUCACUAAUAUGGUGGAAAAGACCCAGGCGGAAACUACAAAAAAUUUAACGCAACGUGCUCAACUGGUGGGCAAAUGGAAGACUACGCUUGAGACUACUAUUAAAAAUAUGGCAGACGAAAUUAGCACUUUAGAGGAAGAACGUAUUCGUUUGAAAAAAUCUUUAGUUAUUUUAGGAGUUCCCGAAUCGAUAGCUAAGGAAUGCAUAGAGAAGCGAGCUGGACGUCCCGAUACGGAAUUAGUUAGAGAUACACCUGAGGAAGAACUCAUCAAUGAACUAGCUCUCAUAGCAGAGAUACGUCAACAACUGAAAAAAACUCUGGAAGAUUUUGAACAGCAACAGAUAGAAAAUCGUACAGCUCGACAACGUCUUGAAUAUGACUGGAGCGACAAACAAGAAGCCUACGAAAUCGAUACUAUUAAUGUGGGACUAAAUAACUUUUCAAAGACCAUUAUGUUCCGACCAGGCGCUGUACGUCAACCUCCUGAACAAGCAUCCGAGCAAUAUUGGGAGCAUUUCAGCAAGGAAACAUUGGAAGAUUGUGAGAAGUGCCGACAAAAGUCUGUUAAAUUACGACAAACACUAAAUUCUAUUUUGAUGAACGCCGCACGUGACAUACGCAAUCAAGCUGAUAUUGUAGAACGCGCAUUCAUAGCGCGUAUCAAUUGCACUCAAGAAAAUCUACAACGUUUUGAAAAUGAGUUGCGUGAUUGUCUUCAAAAGCUUGCUGAUACAGAAACACGUAUUGGGCAAUUGCAACGUGCAGUUCGUAGUUUUGAUUCUGCAAUGAAAGUUGCUCAGACUCGCAUGGAUAACCGAAGCUUCAGACCCAAUGUAGAGAGCUGUCGUGACUUUGCCCAACAGGACCUCAUCGACGAAGUGGCAAUAAUACAAAGUGGGGUCACAGCCAUGUUAUCUGAGUUGGACACUGCAGAAAAUAUUAAAAUUGAUUUAAUGCAAAGUCGUAGCACACUGGAACGAGAAAUAAUGUUGAAGCGACGAACCUUAUGGUUGGAUCGAGAUCGUUGUAUGUUGCUUCGUUCUCAUUAUCCGUCAGCUAGUGCUUUAAGUGGAUUCGCAACUAUGUAAUACGUCAUUGAAAUAUUUAACUUUACAACUUAUCAAACAUUUAAUCGAAAUACACUUAUCUUUCAUACACUCGCACAAA